Molecule: messenger RNA, 1113 nt
Organism: Hypanus sabinus (Atlantic stingray)
Lineage: Eukaryota; Metazoa; Chordata; Chondrichthyes; Myliobatiformes; Dasyatidae
Product: actin-binding Rho-activating protein-like
Exons: 1
Coding region: 1-1113 (370 amino acids)
Biological process (GO): positive regulation of transcription by RNA polymerase II; positive regulation of Rho protein signal transduction
Cellular component (GO): sarcomere
Molecular function (GO): actin binding
Source: RefSeq, a predicted model, not a curated record
AUGAACGCUGAGUCCAAGACACCAAGGCCGCUCAGUAAAGCAGUCAGAAGGUUCCGCUGUGUCUCCAUGGUGAACAGCCUGGCAAAGAACUGGCAAAAGUGGGCCAGCGAUCACACACACAAACAGAAAACGCAGCCUCUCGGUUGGCAGCCUGGUGGCUCUUCAGAAGACUAUGCCAAGAAGCCCACCCUGAAUGAGACCGAAAUCCAGCCGGCAAAAGUGCCACAAAUGGAUAUAAGAAGCAGCAGCUUCAAUGGGGAGAAUGUGGCAUCCAGCAAAGAGCAGAAGGAAUAUCAGGAAGCAAAAGUGUCCAUUCGGACUGUCACAGUAAACAAAACAGUCAGCACCAGACAAACUGCCAAGAGCAAUGAGCUGGUGAGUUUCAUGAGUGGCCGGUUCAACCAGCCAGUGCCGGAGGAGGCACCAAAGCCAUUUCUGGGUGACAGGUCACCCACCCGAAGGCGACUGCGUCUCAGCAAAGCGUCGGAGCUGGUGCAGUCAUGGAAGACAGCAGAGAAGGAAGGGCAGGACCUGGUGCCCAAAUGCAACUUGGCCAGCGAUGGUGGGAGAGAGAAGAGGAAAGAAGGGAUUGAGGAAGAGAGCAAAGACAAGGAUGGCACAGAUGACAGAGGGAAGAGGAAGAAGCUGGUCCAGAAAGUCCAGGUGCGCACAAUGGGAGAGCUGAAGAAAGUCUGGCUAAGGUGGGCAGAGGAUCAUAUUGAGAAGCAAAAACUCAACCCUUUCAGUGAUGACUUUGACUAUGACUACGCCAUGUCCUUCCGUCUAAAGAAGGGUGACCGGGGCUACGGGCGGCCAAAGGAGGGGAGCAAGUCCGCAGAGAGGGGCGAGCGAGCUCAGAGGCACAUCCGCAGAGAGAUCGAUGAACUCUGCUACAUCAUCAGGGACCUAGGGAUACAGGGGAAGGACGGGAUGACCCGAGUCACCUUCGGCCAGCUGUUUGACAGAUACGUCACCAUCUCAGAUAAAGUGGUGGGGAUUUUGAUGAGGGCUAGGAAACAUGGACUGGUGGACUUCCCAGGUGAGAUGUUGUGGCAGGGAAGAGACGAUGAUGUUAUUAUCACCCUCAUGGAAUUACAAAAUCCAGAGUAUUAG